Molecule: messenger RNA, 411 nt
Organism: Malassezia sympodialis ATCC 42132
Lineage: Eukaryota; Fungi; Basidiomycota; Malasseziomycetes; Malasseziales; Malasseziaceae
Exons: 2
Coding region: 1-411 (136 amino acids)
Source: RefSeq, a predicted model, not a curated record
AUGAAUUAUCUAUUUGCGCGUAAAAUGGAAGGAAAAUGGGUACUGCGAAUCGAAGACACGGACCGGUCGCGUUGGGUGCCUGGUGCACAAGAAUCUCUUCAAGAGUCUUUAAGAUGGACAGGCCUUGAGUAUGAUGAGGGUCCCGACAAAGGGGGUCCUUUUGGCCCAUAUAUUCAGUCGGAACGUCUGGAACUGUACAAAGCAUACGUUCAACGACUACUUCUAAAUGGUCGAGCCUACCGGGAUUUUCGUGCGCCUUCUUCUCGAAAUCUAGAUGCACGUUCUUCAGCUCUUUUGCGAGAGGCCUAUAUACCACCUAGUGAAGAUGAGGCGCAAGAACGUAUCCACAAGGGCGAGUUAUGGAACCUGGGCGUGUAUUUACCUACGAAGAUGUGGUAUACGGCCACAUGA